Messenger RNA from Venturia canescens, 3813 nucleotides. It is a transcript of the gene Sp1, whose product is annotated as transcription factor Sp9-like. Gene Ontology annotation, molecular function: RNA polymerase II cis-regulatory region sequence-specific DNA binding; DNA-binding transcription factor activity, RNA polymerase II-specific. The transcript is spliced from 3 exons. Gene Ontology annotation, biological process: regulation of transcription by RNA polymerase II. The record is from RefSeq and is a predicted model, not a curated record. Bases 1096 to 3084 code for a protein of 662 amino acids. Lineage: Eukaryota; Metazoa; Arthropoda; Insecta; Hymenoptera; Ichneumonidae.
UUCACACCACCGUGUGUUUUCUAUACUUGCACUACCUAAUAAUUGUUCAAUCUCCGGACGUAUGAGCAGGCCACGCACUCGAUGUGGCUGCUUCCCGGAUAACUGAGCUUUCUUGUACGCGUACACGCGUGGCCGCAUGUGUGUUCGUUAAUGUACGCGUGUAUUUUACGAUGUGUGCGUACGCGUGUGCUGCAUCGCUUUUCGUCUGAUCGUCACAGGUGUCAAUUCUCCGUAUUGCCGCUUAAUAAAACUCGGACUCAUUGACUUUGCGCUCCCUCGCAAAUGCUCCUCGGUCGAGUCUUUUUCUGUGCUCCCUACGCCAAGAUACUCGCCGGUCUGAUUACCCUUUUUCCCACUCAAAUGUGCGUACUCACUGUUCAUCUUGCGGACGAAUAGUCUUCACCGGGUCGUGUGCGGGAGCGUGAAUAACAGUGAUUACUAGCGUGUUCCCUUCGAAUACUUCGCUGUCUUUGUUGCUUUUUUUUGUACACACGUAACUCGACGUUUGUAUAUACGAAUGUGUGUAUUUAUAUAGCGAUGUAUUGAGACAGCAAUUUUGGAGAUCAAUCGAUUUGGAAGUCGAGAGAACCCUCGGCAUCGUGGAUACAUCGAUCUUACUACAACGAAUAUAAAAGCGCUGUGGCUCCUCGAAAGAUAUCGAAAUUUACGUUACCGCGAGAAAGAGAGAGCGAGAGAGAGGCAGACUAUUCAGCAGCCGCCGCUCGAAAAUUAUACGCACUUGCGAAAUUAUACUCGCGAGCAAUACGCGAGAUCGCGGGCUGCGCGAAUAAAACUCGUCUCACCUGCUCGAACCUCCUGGAAAUGAUCUCGAUCGACGACGACGAAUCGUCCAUCUCCCGCAUAAUUUCUGCCCUCAAGUACCCCAAUGACCACCGAUCGGAUUCCCGAUAAUAAUUUCUUCAAUCGAUAAAUCAUCGGGACCAUUUUUAUCGCAAACUAUUUCGCAACUGCGAGUACUGCGUCAUCUCAGGAAAAUUAUCUCUCCGGACAAUUAUCCGUUACUCGGAGCUUUUGCGCUACGGUUUAUCUACGAAUUUGAUCAUUUCACGUGAUAUUUACAACCAAGUGGCAAACAUGAAUUGCGCUUAUCAGUAUCCGCAGCCUGCGCAUCCGCAAAACGUUAUGAUCCAGAACGUCAAUCAACCGAAUCAUCAUCCCACUACCGACACCGAAUUUCUUGAGGAUCAUCCAGGCUUGAGGGGGACACCAUUGGCAAUGCUGGCAGCGCAAUGCAACAAAUUGAGCAGCAAAAGUCCACCACCUUUGGCAGAUGCAGCGGUAGGAAAAGGAUUCCAUCCAUGGAAGAAGAGUCCGCAAAGCAGUGGCAGUUCACCGCAGCAUUCCGGGGGAGGAGGAGGAGGAGGAGGAGGAGGAGGAGGCGGCGGUGGUGGUGGCGGUGGAUGUACAGCAACGGGUGUGACACAAAGACCAGUGGCGACAAGUAGUGCUGGUAGUACAGGUGGUUACGCAAGGGCUCCAGUCACAUCUUGUGCCUCAACGGCACCUCAAUAUGGCAGUGAUUUAUACUUUCCUGGUACGGCCUCGGCUCAACCUGCCGGGGAUCCUCACCAUCAUCAGAGCAGUUUGCUCGGUAAAGUUGAAGGAGCGACACUCGGUUCGGUAUACGGAAGACACCCGUACGAAUCAUGGCCUUUCAAUGCGAUGCCCGGUGCUACUCACGGAGGGAUCAAGGCCGGCGAUGGUUGGUGGGAUGUUCACGGUGCGGCUACCGGCGGUUGGUUAGACGUCAGCGGAACCGUAGGCGUUGGUGUUCAUGCACAAAUGGCAAACUACUCAGCCGAUUAUUCGACGAGUCUCGCACUCGCCGGUAAUCAUUUGUUAACAUCAGCGACAACGGCCGGUCACAAUCUCCUACAAGACACGUAUAAAUCCAUGUUACCGGGUGGUCCACCGAGUUUCGGACUGCACGCGCAUCAUGCCGCAACGAGCGGAGGCGGCGGCGGCGCUGGUAGUCCACAGGGUGGCGCAGGUGGCGGAGUAAGUCAAGCGCCCUCGCCCCGCUCUCAAAGACGAUACACAGGAAGAGCAACUUGUGACUGUCCAAAUUGCCAAGAGGCCGAGAGACUUGGACCUGCUGGUGUCCACCUAAGGAAGAAGAACAUCCACAGCUGCCACAUACCGGGCUGCGGCAAGGUCUACGGGAAGACGUCUCAUCUGAAGGCCCACUUACGGUGGCACACUGCGGCACCUUCGAACCCACACCGGCGAAAAGAGAUUCGCCUGCCCGGUCUGCAACAAGCGGUUCAUGCGCAGCGACCAUCUCGCGAAGCACGUCAAGACCCACAGCAGCAGCAGCAGCAGCAGCGGCAGCAAGGGCAAGGGGGGAGCGGGGAGCUCCUCGGCCGAGUCCUGCUCCGACAGCGAGGACAACGGGAGUCAGCAGAGUCCCACUUCCAGCAACUCGGUACCGGUACAGGUACCGGUGCAACCGUCGGGGCAAGCUCAACAGCAGCAGCAGGCCCUGCCGGGGGUACCGGGGGUGGUACCGCAGGACGUCAACUCUCAGGUCACCGUUCACCAACCGACAACCCCCAUGACCCCAAUGCAGAUGACCCCACCGCCUCUGACCCCACACCAUCCCCACCACCCGCAUCUCCCGCCUCUAAUGCACCAUCCUCAUCAUCACGCAACAUCCGUGGCGGCCCACCACCCCCACGCGGGGAUGAGCAUGCACUGAGCCCGGUGGGGCCCGGAGCCGCCGGUGGCUGCAAUAACGGUGCCCCAACGGCCCUGGGCUCCCCAUUAUCCUACCCCCUCAACCUGAACCUCAUUCAGCAGCAGCACCAGAAUCACUCCAUCAAUCCCCAUCACCAUCACCAACACCAUCAACAACAAUCCCACCCGCACCAUCACAAUCAUCAUCAACAACAACAACAACAACAACAGCAACAACAACAACACCAUCAUCAUCAACAGCAACAACAACACCAACAUCACCAGCAACAAUCACGACAGAACAAUUCAUACACACAGAACCCUGGUACACCUGGUAAUCCACAGACACCUUCUCCCUCAUCACCAGCACCUGUACAUAGCCUCUAAAUACUUCAUCGGAACUUUCUUCCCCUCUCCAAAUCCUCCCUCCUUUUAUUAUCUUCUUCUGCUUUUUCUACCGCUGUUACCCCCCCCCCCCCCUCCCCCUGCCGGAGUACAUUCCGUGCACCGAGAUCACGACCGAAUCGAGUCGUCACUGCGUACCACAACCACCACAAGCGCUUUAUAACGCGCGGCUACUAGCACCGAUCACCUCUCAGCUCCCGCCACGACCUUGCCCCUUUGCACACUCUAUUGUCCAAUUUAUCGAACGUGUAAAUAAUAUACAUAGUGCGUGAGAGAUGAUAUUAUAUUAGAGCGAUAUAAUAUUGUAAAAAGUGACACAUACAACACACACCAACACUCACACACAUGAAAAUAUCGUCCCGUCAGAACAAAAAAAAGUAACAAAAAGAAAUACAAACACAUACUCACGAAUACGAGUGAACCGGACGCGUCAUUUUUCGAUAGAUACGGUUCAUGAAUUCUAUACCCGGAUGUGUAUACCACUAUUCUCGGUCAGGUUCCAUACGUCAGUUCAUAAAUAUAGUAUUGCGAAAAUUACCCGAAAUUAAAUGAGAUAUACUCGAAUUAUAUUGGGUUUACGAUACCACCGCGAUCGUUCGAACGAAAUUUAUUUAAAAAAAUAUCAAAUCCGCUUGAUGCGAACAAGUCGAGCUAGCCUCGAUGAAGAAAAUUUGAACCGGAAUAAAAAAAAAAAAAAAAAAAAAAAAAAAA